AUGGCACCCAGGUUCGUGACAGGAUGGCGGAGAUUCGUCCCAGCUAUCGGCUACCACCAUGUGCUCAUGAUAUUCAUUGCUAUUGCCAUCAUCCUCCUCUCACUACUUCUCGCAGGAUGCUCUUCGACAUCUCCACUCAUUCCGGACAUUUACCUCAUAUCACUGUACUACCACCAGUACGCCCCGGUUUUUAGUACUGUGCAGGUGGACCCAGCGGUCACGACAGCAAUAGCCAACAUUGUGGGAAAUGCAGACCUCAACGUGCGGGUGGGCUACUUUGGCAUUUGCAUCAGAGCGGAUGGUGGAGCAUGGAUGUGCAACCAAAAUUCAACGUCCCUGGCAGACCUGGUCAGCAUCGAUCAGGAUCCGCUCAACUUGAUAUGGGUCGCCAGCACGUUCAAGAACGCAAUCGUGUUCCCAUAUUUACUGAUCAUCGCCAUUGUCCUUGCCUUCCUCACCUUCCUGCUGCUGGCGACAUUUCCAGGUUGGCACUCGAGCAUCGGCCCCGAUGGCUCUCAACAGGAAGUCCGGCCUUUCCCGUCGAGGGCUGUAUCCCAAGUCGCAUUGGCCACCAUCUUCAUUGCAUCGGUUUUUGUGUUGGUGUCCGUGAUGUGGCAGCAUACCGCAGCCGUGGCGGCCAGCACGGUGGCCCAAGAUCUUGGAAACGGAAGUGUCAAAUCCGGAGUGGGGACAGCAGCCAUGGUUCUGGGCUGGUUCGGCUUCGGGCUUCUGGUGAUUGUCACGCUUGGGUUGCUGGUGAUGAUAUUGAGUAUUCAGUUACUGGAUCGCCUGACGGACGAGGUAUGGUUGAUUGCCGUUUGUUGA
Messenger RNA from Exophiala dermatitidis NIH/UT8656, 825 nucleotides. RefSeq lists its product as uncharacterized. Bases 1 to 825 code for a protein of 274 amino acids. NCBI's taxonomy places the organism in Eukaryota, Fungi, Ascomycota, Eurotiomycetes, Chaetothyriales, Herpotrichiellaceae. Gene Ontology annotation, cellular component: membrane; mating projection tip. Gene Ontology annotation, biological process: conjugation with cellular fusion. The transcript is spliced from 2 exons. The record is from RefSeq and is a predicted model, not a curated record.